Messenger RNA from Schistocerca piceifrons (Central American locust), 3649 nucleotides. RefSeq lists its product as uncharacterized. The transcript has 18 exons. Lineage: Eukaryota; Metazoa; Arthropoda; Insecta; Orthoptera; Acrididae. The coding region runs from base 142 to 2550 and encodes 802 amino acids. The record is from RefSeq and is a predicted model, not a curated record.
UUAUAUUUAUGUUUUUAAAUUUUGACGGCGGGAGUACUAGCAAACGUAUUUGUUAUUUACGUAAAUUUAUCCUAUACCCAGUUAUUUUUCUAUUAUUGGUGUACGUUAUACGUUGUUACAUAACUUGGUUUUGCAAGUCGAAUGGCACACCGGCAGAAAGACUCAAGAGAAUCAUCGUGGUCCAAAUUUUUCAGUAAAUGGAGUAAACGACGCCGGGAGAAAGACUCAGACAGAGAAUUGGCGUGGUCCAAAUUUUUCAAUAGAUGGACUAAACGGAGUGCAAAAUCAGUGAAUGAAGAUAUUCCUUAUAAAUAUCUUACCGGGCAGACUGCAUCUCUCGACAAGAGAAAAUUGCGUCCAGUUAGAGGCAGUCAACUUUUUAAAAAAUACAAAUAUGGAAAGAUUAACAAAUAUACAGAAGUCCAGAGAAAAGUUCCGAGAAGGAAACGCCCAAAUGUGGCCACUAAUGAUGUUAAUACUGUGUGUGAGAAAUCGCUGCAGCAAUUUCAAGAACUUGGGUCCAAAGAUGGAGAUUCAUUACCAAUUGCAGAUUACCCCGUAUCCAGCAAAUACCACAAAGAGUCUAUAGUGGACAUCAAUGAGGAAAUAAAUACUACCGUAUUUGACCGGUCUCCACACGUAAUUCAGUCACAGCAGAACCACCAAGAUGACCAUGUAUCCAGCAAGUGCCAGAAAGAGUCUCCAGUGGAUGCCAGUGGGAAACCAAAUACUUCCAUUUUUACUUGGUCUCUUCUGCAUGCAACUCGAUCACAACAGAACCAUCAAGAAGGGUAUAAAUAUGAAGAAGAUGAGUUAUCCCCUAUUUUCAAAAAGCCCAGACUGCUUGCUGAAUGUAUAAGGAAAUUCGAAACGGAUACUGGUGACCAGGAUGUUGACACGCCAGUGAAGAGGAAGAAAGAACAUUAUAAGAGGAGGAGGAAGUGGAGGAGGGUAACGAGUGAGACAGUUUGCAAGCAUGAAAAUGAAGAUACAGCAUCUUUCUCCAAGCCACGAAAAUGCAUGGUUGAUGAACUGGCUACUGUGAAUUGCUGUUUGAAAAAGGAUGUUUCAAUAAGUGUUUCUGGCCCAGAAGCUUCCAAAUUAACGAAACCUCAAGUUUGCAAACAUGAAGAUGAAGACUCAACAUCCUUCUCCAAGCCACGAAAAUGCAUGGAUGAUGAACUGGUUAGUGUGAAUUGCAGUUUGAAAAAGAAUGUGUCAAUAAGUGUUUCUGGCCCAGAAGCUUCCAAAUUAUCGAAACCUCAAGUUUGCAAGCAUGAAAAUGAAGAUACAGCAUCUUUCUCCAAGCCACGAAAAUGCAUGGUUGAUGAACUGGCUACUGUGAAUUGCAGUUUGAAAAAGGAUGUGUCAAUAAGUGUUUCUGGCCCAGAAGCUUCCAAAUUAACGAAACCUCAAGUUUGCAAGCAUGAAAAUGAAGAUACAGCAUCUUUCUCCAAGCCACGAAAAUGCAUGGUUGAUGAACUGGCUACUGUGAAUUGCAGUUUGAAAAAGGAUGUGUCAGUAAGUGUUUCUGGCCCAGAAGCUUCCAAAUUAACGAAACCUCAAGAUCACAAAAAUGGAUGUGAAGAUAAUUUAUUGGCCUCUGUGCAAGGAGAAUUUAUGCUUAAUGAACUGGAUAGACAAAAAUACAGUUUGAGAUCUGAUCUAACUUCAGAUAGUUCUCACUCACAAGUCUCUAGAACAGCAAAUUUUCAAGGUCAUAGAAAUGGGUGUGAAGAUCAGAUACCAUCCUCAGUGCCAGGAGAGUGCAAGCGUAAUGGAUUGGGUGGACCAAAUUUCAGUGUGCAAACUAAUGUAGCUACAAAUAAGUCUGAUUCAAAAAACUGUAAGCUAUCAAAGGCCCAUGGUCAUAGAAAUGGAUGUGAUGAUAAGAUACCGCCUUCAAUGCCAGGAGAGUGCAUGCAUAAUGGAUUGGAUGGACCAAAUUCCAGUGUGAAAACUAAUGUAGCUACAAAUAAAUCUGAUUCAAAAAGCUGUAAGCUUUCAAAGGCCCAGGAUCAUAGAAAUGGAUGUGAAGAUAAGGUACUGCCCUCAGUGCCAGGGGAAUGCAUGCGUAAUGGAUUGGAUGGACCAAAUUCCAGAGCGAAACCUAAUGUAGCUACAAAUAAAUCUGAUUCAAAAAGCUGUAAGCUUUCAAAGCCACAGGGUCAUAGAAAUGGGUGUGAAGAUCAGUUACCACCCUCAGUGCCAGGAGAGUGCAAGCGGAAUGGAUUGGGUGGACCAAAUUUCAGUGUGCAAACUAAUGUAGCUACAAAUAAAUCUGAUUCAAAAAGCUGUAAGCUUUCAAAGCCACAGGGUCACAGAAAUGGAUGUGAAGAUAAGGUAUUGCACUCAGUGCCAGGAGAGUGCAUACAUAAUGGACUGGAUGGACCAAAUUCCAGUGUGAAAACUGAUACAGUUACAAAUAGUUCUCACUCACAACACUCUAAACUGUUAAUGUCUCGAGAUUAUACAUAUUAUCGAAAAAGAACUAAGAAGAAACCUUGGCCGUAUAUUAUAGUGGAAAGUGACACCGAUGAAGAUGAAUAAUAAUUCAACAAAAUUUAUGGUGAUAUUCAACUGCUGCUGUCAUUGAAGAAUUGUUUCCAUCCAGUAAUACAAAAGAUGGAUGUGUAUGCCUUUGUGAUAGUUCCAAGACUACAAAGACUGCAGGAGCUGUGAAAGAGAUUGAAAUCAGUUUUUAAAUGUGGUUUCUGGUAAAGGUCAUUACGAGAAAUCUUUCAAACAUUUCUACGUACUUUGUGAUAACCACAGAAACAAGGACAUAAUGAAUAAUGACAGUAGGAACUUCAAUUUGAACUUUCUGCUGUUUAAAAAUGAUAAUAUAUUGGAGAAUAAAACCUCAUGUUUAUUUUAUGGUUGUAUAUUGACUUGAUACAGUUUUGUUUUUAAACAUUACCAUUGAAUGACUUUUAACUGAAAAGUAACACCUCAGUUAUAUGAAAGAAUAGUUCUUGAAGUUAACAGUUGGCAUUCCGUUCACUUAAAUAAUAUGACAGCAUCUGAUUUUGCUUAUCAGUACUUGACAUAUUCAGAUUAUAUUUGAUUGUGUGAUAAUCACAAGAAAACCAAACUGUAGACACAAAAAAAAAACUGUUCCCCGUGACUUUGUUGCUGGUACUAACAUGUGUUCACUGCUGCAAAACUAGACUUCAUAGUAGGCUUGUGAACAUGCACAUUUAUCAGUGUCACACUGGUUUGUUGGUUGUGGAAGUGGUUACAAGAGUGAGCUACUCUGGACUAGUGGACUUGUUUUUGGACUUGUGUUGACAUUUAUAAGUACCAGCUGCAACGAAUGUCCUAAAAUGUUCGUGUAGACAUGCUGAAUCUUCCGUCCACAAUUUUUUACUUUAUUCUGAAAUAUUAUAUGUGUAUAGCACUUAAUUUUUGAAACAUUUGUACCAUAAAUAUUAGGCUCAUCAAGGCAUGUAUAGUUUAUAAACUUAUAAUUUUUUAGGUACAAAACAGUAACAUAUGCCAGUGACAUCUGCUUAUCAUUGCAGAUAUUUUAUAAAAGUUUUACAUGUGCAUUAAAUGCAUUAACAUUUCUCCAUGUGGUAUAAUUUUUAUGUAUUUCCAAUAUGUACAAAUUGGGAUUUUGUGUUAAUAAAACCCUUUUAUUACAUAA